This is a messenger RNA of Ambispora gerdemannii, 179 nucleotides long. Lineage: Eukaryota; Fungi; Glomeromycota; Glomeromycetes; Archaeosporales; Ambisporaceae. The record is from the annotation of a GenBank genome assembly.
UCUUAACGUUAAAUCAGUUUAGAAAUGGUAACAAUCAGACAGGUGGUGUCCAUUUACAAUGGAGGCUGUGUACAUUUGCUAAAUGUGGGAUUGCCGUCGCUUGUACUCCCUCACAGAAUUUUCCUCACGCUCCGGGAAAACCUAGCAUUAUCGUGUCAUCUGUACAACUGGCAAUUUGA